Messenger RNA from Klebsormidium nitens, 963 nucleotides. Lineage: Eukaryota; Viridiplantae; Streptophyta; Klebsormidiophyceae; Klebsormidiales; Klebsormidiaceae. The record is from the annotation of a GenBank genome assembly.
AUGAAAAGGUCCGCACGCAAGAAAAGGUUCACCCGAGGAGAGACUUCCCAACGCAGCCGCGUUCUUCGGGCGGCGAGCCGCGGCCAGUCCUGUCGCGCCACGUGUCACGCUGCCGCUCCAAAAGCUCAGGGGUUUGCGAAUAGAACUAGUGAGGACGGUUCCGGGAAGGAGAACGGCCCAAACAAAGGAAAGGCGAAGAAGGGUGCUUUGAGCGAAAACCUCGCAUUCGGAAUGAACACAUCAGAGGGGCAGGCCCCAGAACAGUCGUUGAGGAUGCAGAAAAGCGGGACGGCUAAAGAUGCUCUUCUGCCCCUUCCGGUCGGUCACUCCGUUCCGGUUCCGGUCGAAAUUCCUCCCGCUUUGAAGGCAGAAGCUCCGGGGCUGGUACGCGACGUCACUGCCCCGGACGCCGACGUCAGCACCACGGCCCGAGAUGCGACCCCCACGCUGACGUCAUCCCCUCCAAAGCAAACGUUUUCGCACGGACGGAGGACCUGCUUCCGGCCGAGCACUUGCGAGAACUUCGGAGGGGCAAGCCUGAGGAGCCCGGUGAAGGCCCCUGAGGGCGAGAAGCGAAUUGGGCGGACGGAGGAGCCCUCCCGGCGGAACGAAGGGGUGCGGAAGCGGAAGCCCAAGCAGAAGCUGUCGCUGAGCCCGAAGGAGCGGUACAUUGGGAUUAUGGAGAACGUCCAAGAGCCCUGUCCGCAUACUGUCCGCAAAUUAAAGGAGGAGGGCAAGUCGGACGACCUGGAGCAGCCCCUUUUGGUUUGGACGCAGACAACUUUUUUGCAAACGGCAGGAUGCCGAACGUCAACGGAACCGGAACGCGGGCGCGAGUUACGUAAUCAAAGCUGCGGCCCGGGAGCGCUCCAAAGGAUCGCGCGGGCGCAGGCGCGCAGAGGAGGCGCGGAGAGCAAGGGGGCGACUCAGCUGGGCAAUGGCGAAUGGCUCGUGCCAAGAUGA